This is a messenger RNA of Protobothrops mucrosquamatus (brown spotted pit viper), 1581 nucleotides long. RefSeq names its product glucagon like peptide 2 receptor (gene GLP2R). Lineage: Eukaryota; Metazoa; Chordata; Lepidosauria; Squamata; Viperidae. Gene Ontology annotation, biological process: cell surface receptor signaling pathway; adenylate cyclase-modulating G protein-coupled receptor signaling pathway. Gene Ontology annotation, molecular function: peptide hormone binding; glucagon receptor activity. The record is from RefSeq and is a predicted model, not a curated record. Gene Ontology annotation, cellular component: plasma membrane. The coding region runs from base 1 to 1581 and encodes 526 amino acids. The transcript is spliced from 13 exons.
AUGAUAUUGCUGGUAUAUCAAAGAGCAUCAGAGAAAAUACAGAAGAGGCAGCAGAAGUUUAAUCUCUUGAGCUGCCUGACCAAUGGUAUUGACAAUGUGUCAUCUCAAAUCGUCAAAGGAAGUUUUGGGCAAACCACAGCUAAAUGGCUUACGUAUAAAAAUGAAUGUUUGAAGAGACUACAAGAGUCUACAAUUAACACAGGAAUAUAUUGUAAUGGAAGUUUUGAUCAGUUUGCUUGCUGGCCUCAUUCGCCACCAGGAAAUAUCUCUGUUGCUUGUCCAUCUUAUUUACCGUGGUUUAAAAGUGGAAGCACAAGGAAAGUAUACAGAGUCUGCUUGGACCAAGGGAUUUGGCAAAACAUCGAAAACACAACAGAAGUUUGGAGUAACCGUUCAGAAUGCAUCGAGGAGAAUACUUUUAAUGAAAAAGCAGAAGACCUUACAUUGUUUAUGGUGCUUGAAAAACUUUCUACUGUGGGAUAUUCUAUUUCUCUUGUUUCCCUUGUCUUAGCACUCUUCAUACUGCUGUUUUUUAGGAAACUGCAUUGCACAAGAAAUUACAUCCAUAUGAAUCUCUUUGCUUCAUUCAUCCUCCGAGCUGCAGGAGUUCUAAUAAAAGAUGGCAUAACCCGCAGUACUUAUGAAUUUCUUUCUUCGGAGUCAGAAAAGCCAGCUGAUGAAAAUGGAUGGAUUUCUUCCUUGAGUCCAGAGAAACUAACCUUAUGCAGGAUGGCUCCCCUUUUCAUGCAUUAUGUUGUUGGAGCAAAUUUUUUCUGGCUUUUAGUGGAAGGAAUUUACCUCUACAGGUUAUUAGUAGCUACUGUGCUGUUUGAGAAACAUCAGCUGCUGAGAUACAUCUUCAUUGGAUGGGGUUUUCCAGUUUUGUUUGUAGUUCCUUGGGCAAUAAUAAAAUACCACUGGGAGCAAGUAGAAUGCUGGUCAACAAAUGAAACCAUGAAUGUCUGGUGGAUCAUUCGAGGACCCAUAUUAUUCUCCAUUGUUGUUAAUUUCUGCAUCUUCGUGAAGCUUCUGAAACUGCUACUUUCUAAACUUAAAGCCCAGCAGAUGACCUUUCGUGACUAUAAGUUCAGAUUGGCAAGGUCAACUCUUGUGUUGAUACCUUUACUUGGAAUUCAUGAGACUGUUUUUAAUUUCAUCAUGGAUGAUCAUGUUGAAGGAUUCUCCAGGCAUGUCAAAAUCUUCAUCCAGCUAACCAUCAGCUCUUUCCAUGGUUUUCUCGUAGCACUUUUAUAUUGCUUUUAUAACGGCGAGGUAAAGGCUGAAUUACGCAAGCAGUGGUCUCGUUUCUUGCUAGCGGACCCCUUUGUCUAUAUGCCCUGCUUUCUUGGAAAGAACAUCAAGCGCUUAAGAAAAUGUCCAAAUAAACAGCAUUUGAGCAAUAACGGUCUUUCCGCUGAGGUGAUGCAGCCUGCCAAGAAGCAAGCAGCCACGGUGAGAACUUGCUGCAAUGUGGAGCGAGGCCCCGCAGCAAGACACAACCUCAGACCAAACGCUUCUGACAGCAGCAAAGAAGAAAUUGCAAAUGGGGAGACCAUUGAAGAAGCCCUGGAUGAAAAUUAG